Molecule: messenger RNA, 2979 nt
Organism: Porites lobata
Lineage: Eukaryota; Metazoa; Cnidaria; Anthozoa; Scleractinia; Poritidae
Source: the annotation of a GenBank genome assembly
AUGAAAAUUCUCUGUUUUAAAAGCCCCAUUUUUCUUCUUAUCUUCUUGUUUUAUCUCGAUGUAGUCCAUACGAGGCAUCAUACAGGUAAGCAGAGUUGAAUGAGGUCUUUCUAAUUGAAUGAUUGCGGGCUUGUUUUAAACAAUUAAUCAAAUUAAGCGAAGCAGCAGGGGACACUAGAAUGCACAGCUUGCUCCAAACAUGGCAAAAUAAUGAUAUACAAUAGACGUUUUUUGCAAAGCUCUUUUGAGGGAAAUAUUAAAUAGCACGGAGUUUGAAAAACAAGCAUACAAGCGAACAAAUAGAACAAAAGCAAGACACUUAAUUCACUCAAGUCUAUUUAGCGUUAAUGUUAAAGUUAUCAUCGGCAACUGCCCUCAUUUGAAAAAAAUAUUAAAAUGAUCACGGAGUCAGCACGACCUUGAAAAGCCAACAAAAAAGUCUUCAGCAGUAGUUAGCCUGUACAAAGAUAAUCACAACUUAUCCCACAUAAAGCCAAAGCCAAGCAUUUUUCUUUUGCGGUUGUGGUUGUUAUAAGAACUCAGGGUUACCUAAUAUAUUUGUCAGUUUUUUAUUCUUAACGCCAACUGAAAAUGUCUAGUUAGUUGUUCGGUUUUGUAUACGUAAAAGUAUUAUAAUUAUUUUUGGAACUAAUUUGUAUGAAAAGUUUUGAAAAUAAUUUACGAUGGGAAAUUCAAAUUUUCCAUCGGAAGAUAAAGUUUAUCAUACCUCCUCAUUUAUCACAUUUUACUUGAUAGUUCUUAAAACGCUUUUAAGUUUUCCAGUAUGUGUCUUUUCCUUUACUUUCCACAGCGAGCAGGAAGACAAAUUAUCACAGACGACCUGGCAUUGAAAAGGCAUCUCGUGCAAACCUUCUCUGGGGUCUUAUUUUAGCCAGGAACACGGCGUAUAGAAAGAAUUUUCUAACUAAACAUUCACAUGAAACAAAGCAACAGCAUCAAAAUCAUUCCUACAAACGUCAGCAACGACUUCAUCUCAACAAUGCAAAUCAAGAUGUGUAUUCUGUUCCACUGAAUGUUGGUAUGAUAGCAAAAAAUAUACCAUGGGUACUUGGUAUCCUGGCCUUGAGUGAAAGCAAGGUCGUAGGUGACCUUGUUUUGAGUGAAAACUCAAUUCUUUUCAAAUGUAAAUCAUGCUGUUAUGCAUUAGAAUGGUAUUCAGCCUCACUUCCUGUAGAAGGCUGAUUUGCUAAACGUACGUCCAACUGUCAAGAGACCUUACUCACGAUUCCGUCAUCUCAAGUGCAUGCGCGUUAGAGCAAACAACAAAAGAUAAAAUUUGUCAAUAUAAGUAAUUGCAGACAAGUUUGUUUAUACUCUGAAAUGGAGAUGACGAUUUCAAUUGUGCAAUAUGUACAGUUCUCAAACUCAUUAAUAAUUCAUAAAGAAAAUACAAAGAAAAUUAAUGUUUAAUGAGUGUUUGGAAAUCGGAUGAAAAACUGCUCAGUAUUUGCAUCCUUAAUUUCUCCUUCAAAAAUGAUUUUGUUUGAGAAGAAAUAUCAAACAUUCGACACAGUGUUUCAUCACCAGAUGAAACACCUCGAAGUUCGUCAAAAAUACUCCGCUGCGCGUCGUAUUUUCAACUCUCUUCUCGGUGUUUCAUCUGGUGAUGAAACACUGCGUCUCAUGUUUGAUAUAUUACUUCAAGUUUUGACAGGUUCUUCUUGUAAGUCGUCUUUGUUUGCUACUAUGUCAAAAAAGUAACAAUCAUCACUCACUUCCAUAAUUUGCAAUUAUCGUCUGUAAUAUUAAAAGUUAUUCAUUUUGUUUUGUCUAGAAUUAACAACCUCCGGACCGCGAUUUCUUCUAUUUGCAGAUUUUAUCACGUUCCCCCUUGAAAACCCACUUGACAUCGCUUUUAUUCUAUCAGAGCCUAAGCGCAUACAAAGAUGGUGGGUAUCGUGAAUAAGGUCUUUUGUCCUUUUAGUUACUGCGCAUAAUUCAGAUAGGGUCUUCCCCAGAAGCUUUAGUUUUAGUCAUGCACAGAAGAAAGGAUCCCGAAGAUUCAUCCGCUGUUAAUUAAAUGCGCAUGGUGUAAACAAGCAUCACGGAGCCAUUGUUCCUUUAUAAACAAAAUCAGAGAUCUUCCACGAGAUCACCUCCAAAUAUUAGAUGUACAGAAAAUGUGCAUUUACUAUCAAAGGCGGGUUUAAGUAACUAAUGCACUGAAAGCAAUUGAAUUACAAAGUCCACUUUCCUUAAAUCUUCUUCAGGUUUAUAUCUUGGUGCAAUUAUACUUUUCUUCUGCAUAUUGACAACACGGCUCCUGUAUUUGAUGAAUGUGCAACCCAGCCCAUUUCCAAAAAAAAAAUAUUUGGUUUGGUUUAGGUCUUUGCAGUGAUGAGGACUCGAUGUGUGUUUCGUAUGCGCUCAAUGGACUUUGCGACUGGCCGGGACUCUUGCAAAAUCUUGGCAACAUUCACGAGAAAUGCAAGUUGUCAUGUGGAUUGUGCAAAGAGUAAGGAUUGAAAUAAAUUAUAAUAAUUAUAAUUUUGUUUUAUUACUACUAUUAUUAUUAUUAUUAUUAUUAUUAUUAUUAACAAAACUUACUAUUCAAACUUAUUUACAAUUCAUUUCGAUUAAAAAUAUGUAUAUUUUCAAGCACGAGAACGAAGCACUUGUGCCUGUGCUACACCAGAUCAAAUUUCACACUUAUGUGUUGAGCUUAAACUCAUUGGAUUCAUUGGGCCUGCUUUCUUCGAGUUGUAAUGAGUGUUCACCAGAAGUAGACAGGAUGAAACUCUUGUUCCAGUUGAAAUCACAGUUUACUUUGCGUGCGUUGUAAACUUCUUCGCUUUGUUCAUUUUCUUCCUUAUUUUCUUCUUCUUCCCAUAGAAACAUUCCCGACGGAGAGGUGGAUUUGGUUGGAGCUGGCUGGAAUGAACCUUAAUUUAAACUCCGAGACGAAGUGUUAAGAAGUCUACCGCUUAGGAGUUCUUUUUAUCAUCUGCUUUAUGGAGG